AUGACCAAUUUCCUCCCAUGCAAUGGAACCUGCCAGGACAACUUCUUUCCACUUGCCCAAUAUCUCCCAGCAACCCACCCCCAAAACUCUGUCAAAAAAAUUCCCGCUAUUCGGAAUUGCAGAAGUGGUGAUUUACAUUGUUCUUCUCCUCCUAUAUGUUUGGCUGAGGCGCUAGGCGAAGAGGAAGAAGAGGAGGAAGAAGGCGUAUACGUAUUACAUAUGUACCUUUCGAUAAGCGGUAGAUAUGUGGAACUGAGCAAGAGAGAGGAAAUUGUGGAAAGAGUUAGGAGGAUUGUUGCUAUUUGA
Messenger RNA from Sclerotinia sclerotiorum 1980 UF-70, 306 nucleotides. RefSeq lists its product with no specific name. The record is from RefSeq and is a predicted model, not a curated record. The transcript is spliced from 2 exons. The coding region runs from base 1 to 306 and encodes 101 amino acids. Lineage: Eukaryota; Fungi; Ascomycota; Leotiomycetes; Helotiales; Sclerotiniaceae.